UGCGUCGUGCGAUACACAGGGAUCGUAUCCAAGAACAGGACGUGAUUCCGCGCUGCGUCAGAGCAUUUAUCUCUCAAAUAAACAAACUAAACCCGACACGGGUUGUGCGCGCGCGACGACUUGCAUUCACAGCGACGAGGCCGCAUUUUGCGCUUGCUCGGUUCGCGAAACGUCGUCGUCCGGAGACAACGGAGCUCGUAGUGGACGAGAAAGAGACUGACUGUACCCUUCUCAGAAGGGCUACGUAACAAAAAGCUAAAAAUCGACGGAUUAUCCCGAAACAUCGUGAUAAGUGCACUGCUGUUAUCAACGAUAUAGCCUUGUUAUGUAAAUUAGCGUAAAUCGUUCGAAUUAACGUUGAGAUUAGCGCGAACGCUGCUGCGCUACGCUGCUAGGAGAUCACGAGAGACUCGCUUGUGAACUCGUUGAGCGAUCUCGACUCGAUGAGCCACGAGAUUCGAUAACGACCAUAGAAUUAUCUGACGCGCGUCAUCUUCAGCGAGAGUUAUCUCCAUUGAUCGGUCCAGCUGCGGAGACGCAUGGUACGUUCGCGCUAACGCCGCCCUCGCCUCGAAACCAGAGGAACAAUCCCGGACGUUCUCUCUCCUCAAGCUCUUUGACCCCAACGCAGUUCGCGGGCCAUGUCGCGUCGUCCAGGUCGCAAAGACGUGAGUGCACCUUCGAGGAUAACAAUCAUCGUUCGCGAGGACCUGAUCGCAUUCGCGCAAUAUCGUGCUCCCGUGUAAAACUGUCACAUGUGCACGUGUACACGUGUGCUUAAUGAGACAUAGAGAGGCUGAUAUCGCCGACACUGCGGGACUUUAUAACGUGAAAAGACAAACUGCAUUUUCCGCAUUUAUCGAGCUAUACACGCUUUGUUUUUAUCGCGUUUCCUGGACUUUUCAAGGCAGGGACACCGUGUUUGUAGUGUUAACGAGCAAAGGAAUUUCCAAGGAGUUUGAACGGAUGUCACGUGUCGUUGCUCCGCGAUAGUCGCUGAGAGAGAGAGAUAAUUACCGCAAAAUGCUACUGGGUAGUUACCAGUACGUCAGUCAGUACCAAAAUGUGUCAUCUUCGUCAAAGGAAAUCGGCGCUUGCAGCAGUGCUUAUAGAAGUCCCUUUCGAACAACCAGCAUGCCGUUGCAGGACAUCACCAUGAGCCAGACAUUGCCACUGAUGAACGGUGGAAACGCAGCACCAUAUGGUACAAGCUCUGUUGGAACCAAAGACGGAACGUCGAUGGCAGGAUUGGCAGGUUGGAGCGGAGGUAGCGGCGGCGGAGUCGGCAGGACCAUGAAAGAGUACGAGGAUCUGUUAGGAAGCUUGCAGAAAGAAAACUUCAAUCUUAAACUGCGAAUUUAUUUUCUGGAAGAACAAGCAGGCAUCUCUCAGACUGAUCAGGAUGUGGUUAAGAAAAACAUAGAAUUAAACGUUGAGAUGGAAUCUAUGAAGAAAGAAUUGGUGGAGAAACAGGAACUUCUCAGUCAAGCAGCGAAAGCUUUUGAAUUAAUUGAAGAGCAGAAAGAAGCGACUGCCCGGGAUCAAGCUCAACGACAACAAUUAUUCGAAAAAGAACGAGAGAAAGUGGUCAAACUCGAGAAAGAAUUAGCAGAGUACCGAGAAAGAGAUGUAAACUCAUCCAUGUACUACAAAGAAGCAUUCGGCAUCAUCCCGGAGCAAGCAUUGGAAAACGUAGAAAAAUUGCAACAGAUGGAAGAAUUGGUGGCGUCUCUUGAAGCGGAGGUGAAACAGAUAACCAGUAGUUUGGAGGAGGAACGCAUCUGGGCUCAAGAACUCGAGAACGAGAGGGACCAACUUAGAGAACGAUUAGACGUGGAGGUGCGACUCCGCGAGAAGCAGGACACGGAUCGUAUGCGAGAUAUCGACGAGUUGCGUGAGAAGGUGAAAGAUUUGGAGGAGCAGCUAUUCAAGAAAGACACCUCUAUGCAACAAUACAAAAAUGACCUCGUCGAGCGCGACAGACUCGUCAAAGAGAAGAGCGCGUUGCUGCUGGAAAAGUGCCAAGCGUACGAGGAGCUCAACCUGGUCUCCGAGAAGAGGAAACAGCAGAUCGUUCAAUUGAGAGCGUCUGUAAAGACUCGUGACGACACCCUCACGGAUCUAAACUAUAAGCAUCGCAUGUUGUUAUCACAGUGUGAAAAUGGAUAUGGUAAACGCUCACCGUCCAGCAGCCCCUCUGCUUUGAAUUCAUUAGCGUGCCGUUUAUCGCCGCCUAUGGGGCAAAAACCGUCUUGUGUUCGUGACAUAAUGGAUAUGGAUAGUACGUAUACUGAUUUGGAAUCGUACAGAGAAAAAACGGUGAAUUUAUUAUCACCUCUGCAAACGAUCGGCGAAGAUACCAAAGAAUUUAGCCAAUUAACAAAGGAACUAGAAGAAAGAGACAAUGAAUUGAAGCGGCUAGAAGAGGCAAGGAAGCAAUUGGUACUCAGACUGUGUAACACGCAGAAACACGCGGAAAAUACAGAGCAGAGACUGAAGAAGAUUGAAAGCGAUCACAAGAAAGCUAUCAAAGCGAUACAAGGCUUCAUGGAGCGUGAAGAACAGAUGCGAGAUUGGAACGUGCGGAAAGAACGGAGGAUCCAAGAAUUGGAGAUGGAGUUACGCAAGUUGCUGGGCUCCGAUGACACGAAGGUGAGAAGGGACGAGCACGAUCUCGUCUUGUUGAAGGACCUUGGCGUUAUAAACGUGGACGGCAACGAGAACAAUUCCUACAAACAGCAACGUUUCGAAGAAAUGGAAAGCAACAUUAAUGAUUUGAGGGGCGAAAUCGAGACAAUAAAAACUGAGAAGAAUCUCUUGGAAAAACGAAUACAGGUUGAAUCUGAAGAACUACAAGGACGUCUUCACGAUAAAGAGCAGAAAAUCGAAAUACUAGAGACUGAAAAGCAGACUGUUGCGAGAGAAUUAACAGACAAAAUCAUUGAACUAGAUAAACUCAAGCAUGCUGAAACGAAUACCAGUAUCAUCGAGGAUGAUGCUCCGCAAAAAGAAGAACUGCUUGAACAACUGAAAGUACAGAAUACCGAGAUUGAGGAGAAAAACCGAAAGAUCGAACAACUGACGAAGGAGCUGCAGGUGAAAACUCAGAAUCUGCAGAAGCUAGUCAACACAGAGCUCUGGAGCAAGAAUAAGGAGAUCGCCAAACUGCAUAAUCAUAUGACAGCGUCGUACAACCCUGACAGAAGCCGCAACAAGCCGGAGGCCGUUCAGGAAAAUGGUAGUUUGCAACUGACAUGUCUCAUUCGCGAAUUAAACGAGAUCGGUAUCAAAGCAACCUUUGCGAACGAGACCGCUCAUCUGAAUUACAUCAACGAAGACGGGACGGUGGACAUGAAGACGUUAAGAGAAUACGUUUGUAGGCUGACGAAUCAGAAAAACGAUCUCGAAAAGGAGGUAGACUACCUGAAGUGGCUGAAACUAGUCUCGAAACCCGACAUCAAUAUGGAGAUCGACAGUUGUGAAGACGACAGUGAAUGGGCGAAGAAAUACUGCGAGCUAUUGCGCACACAUCUUAAGGAUCUCAUGAAGUUCAUGAAAGAAAUGCUAAAGAACGCCGAACGUGCAGACACUGCCGGCACGGAGCACAAAAAGAUGGUAUUGGACGUUCUGCUUAAUUCGAAGAUGCUGUCGGACGAUUUUGUACGUGCUCUCGAUGACGUAUCCACACAGGAUAGCGUAAUCGCGAACGAUAGACUCGAGUGUUCCAUAAAGAAGACUCGACCCGAAGACGUUGCAGAAGCGAUGAAGAAUCAAGCCUCACAGUCGGACUCCGAGGCGUUCUCCGAACCUGAUCGAACGGUUUCCAUGGCUAGAAUUGGGUUACAAGAGACGCAACACAAGACUCCAAGCCGAUCCAGAUUCUCGAAGUAUAUAGCGAAGACUUGCAGCGACUCUGAAGACUCGACAGAUUAUGUGCCUUAUUAUAAAACCUACCAGAACGAUAUAAACGAUCUGGAUACGAGUCACCAGAUACAGGAAUUGAAGGAAACGAAUAAUAUGUUGUAUUCGGAACUAAACGCCCUGAGGAACGAUCUGGUUACUAAAGUCUCUUUUGACUGUGCAAUCGACGAAAAAUUAACUCCUUUUAUUACGAAAUUAGAAAAGUCUCAAAGAUUUUGCGAAAAGUUACAAGUUUCUCUAGAAAAAAGAAUACACGAGUUUCACACCUUGAAAAAGCAGAACAGCAUUCGCAAGACGCAAUUGGAGAAAAAGAUCAAUGACAUGGAACAGAUGGCAAGCGAAAUGACUAAACAGAAGACUGAAUUGUUGCAAUUCAGAGAUAAUACUGAGAGGAAAACGACGGAUACUUUGUUGAUCCUUAACAAAGAAAACGAAUCGUUACGAGCAAGAAUUAAACAGCUGGAAGAGGAAAACGAAACUGCCAAAGCAACCAUAUCCAUCCUCAGGAAAGAACUGGAACACCUCACUCUUUCGCAUAGUGAGAUAUUUGUGGAGAAUAGCAAGCUAACUAACGACAAAUUGAGGCUCGAACAGGAAAUUAGAAAAAUGGAGAGCCGAUACGACGUAACCGUCCGCUCGUUGCAUGACAAAUUCAGCAAAGAGAUAUCCGAUUUGAAUCAGAUCAAUGACUCACAUAGAGCAAGAGUACAGGAACUCGAGACCGCAAAUAAAGAGUUUAGAAGGCACAUGGCGGUGUGCGAGGCUAGCGAUUCGGCGCCGAGCUCUAGCGGGGUAUCGUCGAUACCCACGGACACCACACUCAAACAAACUUGCGAAGACAUCCUGCAAGAAUAUCAACCUUAUAACAACUCGCAGUAUUGGCAACUGACGAAUUAUUCUACUAUGGGAGCGCGCAGCAAGUCUAGUUGUUCGCCGGAUUUAGGAAUAGAAAGCGACGCCGCUGUCACUACUGUGAGACCCUUAAAAGAUACAUUAAAGAUCACGGAAUCGAUGACUAAUUUGCUGAGCGAUGAGGAGAAUGGGAAUGGUAAUCACAGAGCUCGAGACGCAAGUAGCCAAAGUCCAUUACCGAUAGAAGGUCUUGACGAGGUGGAAGCUUUAAAGCAGGAGAACGAAACGUUAAAGCGACGAUUGAUGAAAACUAGGAGAGCACUAGAAGACACAUUUGAACACUUAUCCGCCUCAAACAAAAAUAAAAAGAAUGUCGAGAAAGCAAUAAUAAAGCAGCUAAUGAUUACGAAGAAUGUCUUGAAGAAGACAAGGACAUUCGAAGAACCUUUGAACGAUUAACAGAGACUACAGACUGACGCAUGAAGAACGAAAAAGAAGAAGCAGCAUGACAUUAUUAUUCGUGUGAUUAGACGUUCUUGAGGAUUUAUUGUUCAAUUACACGAAUGUAUCGUGUUUUGUCUAUUUCUUAUUUAUUCUUUUCUAAUAUUUAUGAGAUGAGAAAACAAACAGUACAUAUCGGUACAAAGAGCUACGAUAUAUACUCAUAUAGGCAUUAACAUGGUUACAAAAUUUUUUAACAAGAAAGUUUCUAAACGAAAAUAUUUUCAUAUUGACAAAACACUAUUUUUGUUAAAGACAGAAAUACAAAAACGAAACGGAAGAGAGUUUAUGAUGACACUGUACAUUAAAUUUGUAUAUAUUUAUAUAAUAGAAUACGCACAUGUAUGACAUUUUCGUAGAUUUUCUUUUUCCGUGGAGGAGUUCUUCCAAAUGCUGAUUACGGCGUCGUCGGACCGCGCCGUUUGUUAUAGUCAGCAUUUGUUCGUUGACGUAUUUCGCUUUACGAUUAACAGAAAUUCGCGCGUGUGUGUACAUAAGUAUUUUAUGUAUCAUAAUGUAGAAUCUCUCUGUACAUAGUCACCAUGAAUAAAGUGCCAUUGAUAUUUAGAAUUUA
Odontomachus brunneus is the source of this 5848-nucleotide messenger RNA. RefSeq names its product centrosomin (gene cnn). The transcript has 15 exons. The record is from RefSeq and is a predicted model, not a curated record. The coding region runs from base 1024 to 5232 and encodes 1402 amino acids. Gene Ontology annotation, molecular function: transcription cis-regulatory region binding; protein kinase binding; calmodulin binding. Gene Ontology annotation, biological process: chromosome segregation; microtubule bundle formation; negative regulation of centriole replication. Lineage: Eukaryota; Metazoa; Arthropoda; Insecta; Hymenoptera; Formicidae. Gene Ontology annotation, cellular component: perinuclear region of cytoplasm; microtubule plus-end; mitotic spindle pole.